Messenger RNA from Macrosteles quadrilineatus (aster leafhopper), 4181 nucleotides. Its product is annotated as deoxynucleoside triphosphate triphosphohydrolase SAMHD1-like. The record is from RefSeq and is a predicted model, not a curated record. Gene Ontology annotation, biological process: dGTP catabolic process. Bases 120 to 1589 code for a protein of 489 amino acids. The transcript is spliced from 11 exons. Gene Ontology annotation, cellular component: nucleus. NCBI's taxonomy places the organism in Eukaryota, Metazoa, Arthropoda, Insecta, Hemiptera, Cicadellidae. Gene Ontology annotation, molecular function: dGTPase activity.
UAGUAUGGGAGUGUAUGGUUUGGUUAUGCCAAAUUUAAAUCAAGACUUUGUUAUUAAUUAAAACUAGUAUUUUAUGCUGUUUUACUGUGACCUUAGUAUUUUAUUAAACUGGUGAAGAAAUGAACAUCAAUAAUGGCUGUCGUAAUGGAGAUCUCCGGGAGGUUUGCUCCAGUGCUAUGGAAGCAACAGGUUACAAAGUGUUCAACGACAGUGUGCAUGGUCACAUCACUCUACACCCACUGCUGGUGCGAGUGGUUGACACUCCGCAGUUCCAGCGUCUACGCAACAUCAAACAGCUGGGACCUGCCAACUAUGUGUUCCCCGGUGCUAGUAAUUGCCGCUACGAACAUUCACUUGGCACCUGCUACCUAGCUGGUCAGAUGGUGGAGAAGUUGCUGGAGAGAGAGCACAGGAGUAGGACAGCAGAGGAGAGACAAAGGUUGACACUGUGUGUUCAGUUGGCUGCCUUGUGUCAUGACCUGGGCCAUGGACCGUUCUCUCACACGUGGGAACAAGUCACCCAACGGUGGGGCGACCCCUGGAAGCAUGAAGAAGCCUCAGUGGCGAUGUUUGAUUCACUGGUAGAAUCAAAUGAUCUGGUUGGGAUAUUUUCUGAUCAUGGCCUCAAACAGCUUGAACGAAGAAUCAUCAAGGAGUUGAUCAUGGGGGGUCCCCCAGAUGGUAAUCCUCCUCUUCUUGGACCUGAGGACAACUUUUUGUAUCAAAUAGUGUCUAACAGAGAGACGGGAAUCGAUGUGGACAAGUGGGACUACUUUUUGAGAGACGGACUUCAUCUCAAUCUUAGCAUCACCUUCAACUACCGUAGGCUGCUGGAGUUCUGCACUGUUGUGACACUUCCCAGCGAUGGUAGAACACACAUUGCGUUCAGAGAUAAAGAGAUAAUGAACCUAUACGACAUGUUCCGAACACGCUCGGCCCUCCAUCACACUGCGUACAAACACCGGGUAGUUCUCAACGUUGAACUCAUGACUGUCGAUGGAUUUGUUGCAGCUGGUGAAGCAGGCUACAAGAUCAACAAUUCAGAAAUACUCCUGAAGGAUGCGCACAAAAGGCCAGAGUCUUUAUGUGAAAUGACUGAUCACCUUUUCUUUGACAUUCUCUACACCAGAGAUCCAAAGUUGAGUUCAGCUCAAACAACUUUUAAAAGGAUUUUUCAGAGAAAACUCUACAAAUUUGUUGAGAAAAUCAACAUUCAAAUUCAAGGUGGAACUGUGAAAGAGAGACAGAGUUGUGUCAAAGAAAAGAAAGCCGAAUUAAUCAAGAAACUAGCAGAUAGUUGUCCUAAUUAUGAAUUUGGAAUUGGCGAGUUUUACCUGGACUUAGACUGCCACAAUGAUCCUGUGUCCAAAGUACACUUUUACACAAAACUGAGGGACUCCAAUGCGAUUAAAAUAGAAGCCUACCAGAAAAUCAGGGAUUUGUUAGAUCCGUUCCCAUUUCAACUGACCAGAGAACCCACAGCUGUGCUGUCAGUGUUCUGUAAGACAGAAAACGUCACUGACGAAGACCUCGCAGACGCCAAGACAAUGAUACUAAGUGUAGGCCUAUCCACCAACACACAACCUUAGUUACCAAUGCAGGUGGUACAACCUCAAAGAAUUUUAUUUAUUUAAUAAAAAUAAGUAAACAUAUUUUAGAAAUAUAUUUAAUUUGUUAAUACAUGGUGAUAGUAGUUAUUUAUUUUAUGUGGUAUUUUUGUAGUAAUUGCUUGUUUUGUAACUUCCUAGUCCUAUUGAAUUACUCCUACUACUCGAACACUGUUUUCGGAAUGUUUUAUUUUUAGGCCCUAUAAAGUUAAAACUGAUCUAGCUGCUCAUAAAAUGAGAAAUGUAGGUUGAUUUUAAAUGUGCUUAUUACCUAUAGAGAUGUUUAUUUAUAUGUGCUUGGAGAUCUAAUUAUUUAGAAUGCAAACAAAAUAUUUAUCAUACCUACUAUUUUUUUAUGAUUAAAUUGUGACUUUAAACAAUUUUGUAGGUCCAAAAAUGUGUGGUUUUGGAUUUUUUUUUAGAAAAAGAUAAUUUUAGCUUAAUUUAUUAGUUGAAAAGUAUCUUUUGGAAUUCGUAAUCAUUGAAAAUCAUUGUUUUUAUAUGGCAAGUCCAAAAAUAUAUUUUGGUAAUUACAGGUUAAUAUACGUAUUAAGAUCUGACAAGAUGUGAUUUAGAAUUGAAUCCAACCUUGGUGUAUUUUUAGUUCUCAAAGUAUAUUUUUAGUGUGUGCUCUUAAGGAGCAUUAUUUAUUGAACACAUUUAACUAUGUGAGACACAUAUUUAUAAAUUAAACUAAUUAGCAUAAUUAGUAAUGAUAUUUUUUUACCAAUUAGUAGUGUGAUAUCUAGUUGAGAGUACCAAAUAUAGAUAUUCUAGUACAUGUUUGAAUAUUGUGAUUGUUGCUUUAACCAUUUUUGGUUUAUGUUAGUGUUUUGUUUCUGUUUGAUAUCUUGCAAGUAGCAUGAAUGUUAAAUUUGUAUUUAUCCAUUGCAUUGGGUUACUAGUUAUAGAUGGUUUGCAAUCAUUUUGUUUGGAUAAAACAAUGAGUUGAGCCAUUACUAUAUACAAGAAUGACCUGCACUGAUAAUCUUAUUAAGGACAAAGAGCAUUGUCAGGUUGCGGUGUAACUCAUUUAAAGAAAACUAAAACUUGAGUUCAGGGCCGAGUGCCAGUUGCCUAAAAACUUUGUCAAGGGUCAUUUUACAGCCUGAGGCAUGGCAGUGCGAGUGCCAGCCAAGUAGCAGUGACCAGUUCCAUGGUGCCGGUAUGGGGGUGGAAAGAUCGACCAGGGGGGAUGAGCAAAAUUUGUUAUAGGGGUUAAAUGAAACUGUUAUAACCUAAUCUAACCGAACCAAACUACCUGAUCAUGAAAAAAUUGAAUAAAUGUUUACUAAUCGAAUCAAUAUUUUUUAUCGAUAUUAGGGUAGCCGAGUUAAGAAACUGUACCCGAUCUCCAUUACAUCCUGCCCACUACACCCCACUUCCCCUGAAUCACUCUUACGCUCUGGGGAGUCAAACGGCACUCUGGCCUACCUGACGGUUAUGACAGUAAAUGCAAGGCGAAAAAUAGGACGGCACUAGCUCGGCUUCCCAUGUAACUUAAAUAAAGAAACUGCCCCACCCAAGACUAGUAAAAGAAAACUUGGUAGAUUAUAGCAUUCGACCUUUGUGAGAAAAUAUAGGAAAGUCUGUUACAUUAUAUAUUUUUAACCCUUUCCAUUUAAAAAUUUAAAUAUAAAUACUGUAAAAUGGUCACAAAUAAAAUAAUAAUAUUGCAUAUAUAUAUUUUGUUCUUCCUGAUGUUAAAAAUGUAAUUUAUUUUAAUUCUGUCAACAUACUUAAUCAACUGUACUUAAAUACCAGUAACCUGCUCUCAAGCAUUUACUUAAUAAAAGAUAAAAGAGUGAUUUGACUAUUCUUGAUUUUUUUUCAUUUGCAAACUGUGGAUAUUUUUAUUUAAUAUGUUCACAAUGUCACAACAAAAUCAAUAAAUAAAAAAAAUUAUCUUAAGUAAGAAGUGGAUCCUAUUAUAAAAUGAUGUAUAGAACAUGAUACACUCUGAAUUUGUAUACCAACUUUGAAUGUUUGACAAAUUGUAUACAUUUAAUAUUUGUUAAAGAUAGUUUUAGAAAUUUUUAUUUUUAGUUUCUCCUCUAUACAUAGUAAGAAUAUGGGGAAAGUAUUGUUUUUGACAAAAUGUUUGAGUUUUGAAUGGUCUUAAAAAGUGGUUUUUGAAGUGAUGUCUGUGUGUGGAUGUGUAUAGAGCUACAGACCACACCUGUGGUCCGAUUUUGACAAAAUUUGGUAUGUGGGUAUAUACCAUCCAUAGUAUCUCCUUGUCUUUUAUUAAUUUGUUUAAAUUUUGAUUUUUAAUAGGGUUUCUACUAUAAAAUUGAUAAACGAAUUUGUUUUUAGAUAUUGUUAUUGUUUCCAGUUGUUUAUUAAUUUAGAUUUUUGUUUGCAAGUCCUUAUUAAACUUAGCAUACUGCCAAAAAAUUGUGUAAUUUGAUUUUAGCCUUCACUACAGGGUGUCCCUGAACUUUCUACUGACCAUUUCAGGUAUUAUCCAAGACCAAAAACGAACUAAAAUAUCUCGUUGAAAAUAUCAAACACUCGUUUUGUACAGCUGUCGUUUUGUUUUUCUCGGUUGUACUGAUUUGAAAUUUGGACAAC